Molecule: messenger RNA, 248 nt
Organism: Spirometra erinaceieuropaei
Lineage: Eukaryota; Metazoa; Platyhelminthes; Cestoda; Diphyllobothriidea; Diphyllobothriidae
Source: the annotation of a GenBank genome assembly
AUGGACUCUAAGGAAAAUAGCCAAGUGUUUAACUGGAAAGUAGAACAAUCACAAUCUCGCAAAGCAUUCGUUUCAUCAGAGUUCAAGUUUGUCAAGAACGGAGUAAGCCGCUUGGAUUUUUUAAUUUUUUUUUCCAGAAACCCACUUCUGUUAAGCUGAAUUUGGACCUCGCAGACCUUGAACGUCUCACCUCCGCCUUUGAGGCUAUUCAAAAGGAGCUGGAAGGCCUUAGAAAGGAUGGUCAUUGA